This is a messenger RNA of Physella acuta, 1440 nucleotides long. Its product is annotated as tyramine receptor Ser-2-like. Gene Ontology annotation, molecular function: G protein-coupled receptor activity. The record is from RefSeq and is a predicted model, not a curated record. Gene Ontology annotation, cellular component: membrane. Lineage: Eukaryota; Metazoa; Mollusca; Gastropoda; Physidae. Gene Ontology annotation, biological process: G protein-coupled receptor signaling pathway.
AUGGCAAACCAACCAAAUGCUUCAUUCAAUGUAUCAGAAGCAGAAUUAUGGGAGUAUCUGAACAGGCGCCGGUUUGACAACAACAUUGCCAAUAUCCCAUCAUUUUUAUUUAUGGCUCUGGCUUUUGUCAGUGGAAUCAUCGGGAAUUCCCUAAUUCUAAUUGUUUAUUCACGGAAACGGAACAAAACACCAACUGUAAUAUUGAUCCAGUUUAUAGCUCUGAUGGACACACUCACUAAUCUUGUUUUGAUUCCAGGUAUAAUUUAUAAGAAAAGCCACACCUGGACGUUCACAAAUGUCACCAUUUGUAAGACGUACUUUUUCUUUCUCAGUGUAAUAUCGUGGACAUCGGCAAUUCUGUUGUUGGUUGUGGCCAUAAUUAGAUACAGGAAGAUCUGCAAACCUUUUGGAAAACAAAUCAACAACAAAGCAACACAAACAAUUUGCGCCUUUGUUGUAGUAUUGUCGAUCGUAGUCAGCGUACCGUUUGUAAUUUUCUAUGGCAUUACUACGGCAGACACUGGGCAUAAGGGCAUCACUGGCUACAACUGUGGAGUAUCUGACGCGUAUGUCCACUCACCCUGGCCCAAGAUUUUCCACGGGCUGUUUAUCCUGGUCUUCAUUACCUGUUCUGUGGCCCUCUCGACGCUUUACAUUCUGAUUGGUAUAGAAGCCAGACGACGCCGAAUAUCCCCAGGUGUGGUAUCGAUAGUAACAAAUAAUCGGCUACAACACAUUGAGCAGAUUAAAGUAGAAGUCACUCGACCUUCAGACGAGUCACGCAGUGAAGCAGAAGAAGUACUUGAGCAGGGUAUGUCAAGAAAAAAUGACGUAAGUCAGGAUUGCAACAAUUUUACCACCGAUAUUACGAAUGAAACAGAAACUGAUGUCAGUGACACAGAUGUAUCGUUUGAAAACAAGAUAGCCGGUCCAACUCCAGUAAUCACUAUAGCUGUUCCUGCAACGACUACUACAGACGUGUCUUCAGGGACCAUUACAUCAAGUCACAAAAAUACAAAAAUCCAGCAAACAAAACACAAAAAACAGGAAGGCAAAACAACUCGUAUGCUAGUAGCAACCAGCGUCACCUACAUCAUUUGCUACCUUAGUACCCUUGUUUCUCUGUUGAUAUGUGUCGCCUUUAAUUUAACCGGUAAAUUGUCGUUGGCAGAAGUUUCAAUUUUAAACUUGUUCCUUGUUAUGUUCUUGGUGAACAGCUCAGCUAAUCCGUUUAUUUACAGCAUUUGUAAUCAAAGCUUUAGACGUGAAUGUUUAUCUCUACUUAAGUAUUUAUUUGAAAGCUGCACGCCUUCAACAUCGACAACAACACAACCAGAGGGCAAAGUGUCUGAAUCUACCCAAGUACAAAAUAUACAAGCGACCACAUCAUCUGAUUUGCAGAAUCAAGCCGUCGAGACUCAAGACAAAAAGUUAUUCUAA